Molecule: messenger RNA, 1110 nt
Organism: Ceratina calcarata
Lineage: Eukaryota; Metazoa; Arthropoda; Insecta; Hymenoptera; Apidae
Gene: Cpap3-b
Product: cuticular protein analogous to peritrophins 3-B
Exons: 4
Coding region: 126-1004 (292 amino acids)
Cellular component (GO): extracellular region
Molecular function (GO): chitin binding
Source: RefSeq, a predicted model, not a curated record
GGACCCUCUCGAUGGGGCCCAGUAGUCUCUAGUCAUCAAUUCCUUCACGUUCCAAGAACCGUGACUUGAUUCUGAGAUAACAAGACCACUAUAAUUUUAACCAGUUACUCCCUACCUCCGUCGAGAUGAAGGCGGAGGUGUUCUGUCUGCUAAUUAUCUGUCUCGGCGCUGUAACCGCCUUGACGAGGAAACAGGAAGCACUCGAACAAAAUCGUCGGAAAGUGGCUGUACCAGCGUUACAGAAGAAGCAGCAGGCAGCAACAGAGGAGCAGGAAGAGUACGAGGACGAAGAAGUUUCGGAUCAAUGUCCGGAGCCCAACGGUUACUUUCCCGAUGCGGAACAAUGCGACAAGUACUACGACUGUCGGGAUGGGAAAGCUGUCGCGAAAUUAUGCGCGGACGGUCUCGUGUUUAACGAUUUCAGUCCUCAACACGAAAAGUGCGAUCUACCGUUCGGUAUCGAUUGCUCCAAAAGGCCAAAAUUACAGAAACCUCAACCGUCUCCGCAUUGUCCCCGCAUGCACGGCUACUUCGCCCACGAGGAUCCUCGAAUAUGUAACACGUUCUACUACUGCGUCGAAGGAAAGUUCAACAUGAUCACGUGUCCGGAUGGUCUGGUCUUUUCGGAAAAGACCGGUAUCUGCAAUUGGCCGGACGAGGCGCAGAAGAAGGGCUGCGGUUCCAGGGAAUUGUUCAAUUUCACGUGCCCGCAGGUUGACGAGUCUAUCGCCGCGACGCAUCCCCGAUAUCCCGACACCGAGGACUGCCAAUACUUUUAUGUUUGCGUGAACGGCGAGAUACCAAGGAGGAGCGGUUGCAAAUUGGGUCAAGCUUUUGACGAACGCACCGGAAAAUGCGAUUGGGCCAGGAAAAUACCCGAAUGCAAAGACUGGUACAAAGGACAACUGACGGACGAGGAAUUGGAUGCUUUGGAGAAUCCACCAACAAGACCGAAAUCUACUGGUGGACCUAGCAGACGAAAAGUCACCAAGCCACCAUCAUAGAUUUAAUGCAUAAAUACAUAGAUUUUAAUACUCACUGACUUAUACCACCUGGAUAAUAAAACGUUUUUAAUAUGAUCAUUUUUUAAAUAAAAGACUUCCAAAAUUA